UGCUUGCAAUUCUCAGCUAUUCCUGAAUAAACCCACUUUGCUGGUAAAAAUAACUGGCUGUUUGAACACUUGUGUACAAGUUUUGUAUGCACGUAUGUUUUCAUUUCUCUUGGGUAGAUAGCUAGAAGGGGAAUUGCUGGUCACAUGGUAACUCUGUGUAACUGUUGGAGGAGUUGCCAGACUGUUUUUUCAACGUGACUCAGGGAUGCAUGUUUUUGCAGGGCCGGGCUACAUUAACAAAUGGAGUCACCCCAAUUCGGCAUGUUCACACCAUUCUGUCCACCCAAUUUCAGGGGAUUCCGCCAAAGAACUACCACCGGCCACCCUAUAGGCUAGACUCUGGAGCUCCAGGUGGCAUCUGGUCCAUCGCUGGUGGGAUAAAGGGUCGGGAAGCGCCCUAAAGGAGGACCGGCCGACUCCACCGGGAAGGCGCUCCAGAGAAGCGCUGCCGAAGUUGGGGGGCCAGGCUGGGGGCCACGCUCCGGUCAGGCAGACUGAGGAGGAGGGUCUACGGUAGCCCCUCUGUGUCUGGUGGUUUUGGAGAGACGCCACUCCACUCCGCCUGUAGGCUCCGGUUACCUAGCAACCAGGCGGCAUCCUUCCCAGCAAGCACUGCAUCUAACUCAUAAGGUCGGAGACUACGAGGCCCAGCAUGCCCCGCGGCCCAGGCGCGCGGACUACAAGUCCCACAACGCACCGCCCACCCUUUCCUCGCCGCCCCCUUCCCCUACUCUCCUGAGACCCCGCCGGCAAUCGCCGCGACCCCUUCCCGGCGCUCCCAGCGCCGUACGCGGCACGUUCGCGGUGACCCGGUGUGCGUGAGGUCAAGGCGCGGGGCGGAGCGGCACAGGGCCCAGGCGCCAUGCGGAGGGGCGAGCGCAGGGGCGCCGGGGGACCGCGGCCGGGGUCCCCUGUGCCCGUAGGCAAGGCGUCGCUGGAGGAGCCGCCGGACGGCGCGCCCUCGGGCCGCCGCAGCACCGAGUCCGAGGUCUACGACGACGGCACCAACACCUUCUUCUGGCGCGCGCACACCUUAACCGUGCUCUUCAUCCUCACCUGUGUGCUUGGAUACGUGACUCUGCUGGAAGAGACGCCUCAGGACACGGCCUAUAACACCAAGAGAGGUAUUGUGGCCAGUAUUUUGGUUUUCUUAUGUUUUGGAGUCACACAAGCUAAAGACGGGCCAUUUUCCAGACCUCAUCCAGCUUACUGGAGGUUUUGGCUGUGCGUCAGUGUGGUCUACGAGCUGUUUCUCAUCUUCAUACUCUUCCAGACUGUCCAGGACGGCCGCCAGUUUCUGAAGUAUGUUGACCCCAGGCUGGGGGUCCCGCUGCCGGAGAGGGACUACGGGGGGAACUGCCUCAUCUACGAUGCAGACAAUGAGACUGACCCCUUCCACAACGUCUGGGACAAGCUGGACGGCUUUGUACCUGCACACUUUCUUGGCUGGUACCUGAAGACCCUGAUGAUCCGCGACUGGUGGACAUGCACGAUCGUGAGUGUGAUGUUCGAGUUCCUGGAGUACAGCCUGGAGCACCAGCUGCCCAACUUCAGCGAGUGCUGGUGGGACCACUGGAUCAUGGACGUGCUCAUCUGCAACGGGCUGGGCAUCUACUGCGGCAUGAAGACCCUCGAGUGGCUGUCCCUCAAGACGUACAAGUGGCAGGGCCUCUGGAACAUUCCAACCUACAAGGGCAAGAUGAAGAGGAUCGCCUUCCAGUUCACGCCCUACAGCUGGGUGCGCUUCGAGUGGAAGCCCGCCUCCAGCCUGCGCCGCUGGCUGGCCGUGUGCGGCAUCAUCCUGGUGUUUCUGUUGGCAGAGCUGAACACCUUCUACCUGAAGUUCGUGCUGUGGCUGCCCCCCGAGCACUACCUAGUCCUGCUGCGGCUGGUCUUCUUCGUGAACGUGGGCGGCGUGGCCAUGCGGGAGAUCUACGACUUCAUGGACGACCCGAAGCCACACAAGAAGCUGGGCCAGCAGGCCUGGCUGGUGGCCGCCAUCACCGCCACGGAGCUGCUCAUCGUGGUCAAGUACGACCCACACACGCUCACGCUGUCCCUGCCCUUCUACAUCGCCCAGUGCUGGACGCUCGGCUCCGUGCUGGUGUUCACCUGGACCGUCUGGCGCUUCUUCCUGCGGGACAUCACCCUGCGGUACAAGGAGACACGGCGGCAGAAGCAGCAGAGUGGUGGUGACAAGGGCAGCGCCGAGGGCAAUACGGACGGGACCCUGCCUGGGCCGGAUGUGCCCACCGGGCCAGUGGAGGCUGAGAGGGAGGGGGCGCCGGCUCUGGACUGACGCUGCCCCUCGCUGCCGCCAGGGGCCUGGGCCUGCUGUCCCUUCGUCCUGUGAUUCCCGCCAGGAGCCUGCCCUCGUGGUGUUUCGUGUGCACAGCGGGGCUCUGAGGAGGGCGUGAAGGAGGCCCUGACCCGGGUUGGUGUAUGUGGGGGGCAUGUGUGCACGUGUACAUGCGUGUGUGCAUGUGUGCGUGUGUGUACACGUGGCAUGUGUGCACGUAUGCGUGCUUGUGUGCACGUGUGUGGCGUGUGUGUGCACGGACACAUCUGUGCUCCAUGCUGGCUCCUGAGACUUCUCAAGCUGGCAGGCAUGGUGGGGGCUUGCCCUGGGUUCCCUGGGUCCCAUUUCUGUAUGGUUGGCCCACACCAAGCCCUGGUGGUCAGACGGCCUGGCUCUUUCUCCCCACUGGCCCCCCUUGGCCCCAUGGCCACACGUAUUAGUGACGAUAACCCACGAAUACCAGUGAUGGUAGAGGUGGUGUGCACCGGAGCUGCAGCCGUGAGCCAUUUCCUCAGGAGGCUUCCUGGAACCCAGCUAACCUGGGGGUCGUGGACAGGGCCGACGUCACCAGGGGCACCGGGUCAGGAACUCCAAGGCCUGGUGCCCUGGGUCGGGAGGAGGGAGCGUGGGGUCUCUGGCCCAAGUUGGUCAUCUCCAUGAGCGAACAGAACAAAUAAACCGAGGAUGGCCUGCA
Molecule: messenger RNA, 2993 nt
Organism: Rhinolophus ferrumequinum (greater horseshoe bat)
Lineage: Eukaryota; Metazoa; Chordata; Mammalia; Chiroptera; Rhinolophidae
Gene: PTDSS2
Product: phosphatidylserine synthase 2
Exons: 12
Coding region: 863-2299 (478 amino acids)
Biological process (GO): phosphatidylserine biosynthetic process
Molecular function (GO): L-serine-phosphatidylethanolamine phosphatidyltransferase activity
Source: RefSeq, a predicted model, not a curated record